Molecule: messenger RNA, 615 nt
Organism: Rotaria sordida
Lineage: Eukaryota; Metazoa; Rotifera; Eurotatoria; Philodinida; Philodinidae
Source: the annotation of a GenBank genome assembly
AUGCAAACAAAUCGUUCAUUAAUCGAUCGUUUACAAUUACUUUCAUCAACAUUAUCAUCACAAUUAAUUUAUACAAAUGAACGUGAACGUGUAAGACGUCGUCUUAAUGAAAUAAUACGUCGAUCGACACAACUUGAACAAGAUUUAAUGAAUGAAGAAGAAAAUAUGGAAGAAAUGAAAAAUCUUACAGAAUUAUAUCAUUAUAUUAAUAUAAAUUGUGAACAAUGGUUAAAACAAACACGAAUAUUAAUUAAUGAUUUAACUAAUAGAAGAAAUGUUGAAACAUUUGAUAAACUUAUUCCAAAAGGAAAAAAUAUUUUAUUUGAAUAUCAAACUUCUUUAGAAGAUUUACAACGAUUAACAAAUAGACUUAAUCGAUUAGUUCAAACAAAUCGAACACCAGAAGCUUCACAAAAACUAUAUAAAAAACAAUCAAUAGAUUAAAUUGAAUUAGAUAAACGAAAACAAAUUAUAAAUUCAUUAAUAGAUGAUUAUCCACAAAUUGUUCAAUUUAUAUCAAUACCAAUAGAACAAUUAAUUGGAAAUAUUCAACGAAUAAAAACAAAUCGAACUCGAAAACAAGAAGUAAAUUCUUCAAAAAUCAAAUUAUGUUAA